Messenger RNA from Penaeus monodon (black tiger shrimp), 485 nucleotides. Its product is annotated as ATP-dependent rRNA helicase RRP3-like. The coding region runs from base 1 to 444 and encodes 147 amino acids. The transcript has 2 exons. NCBI's taxonomy places the organism in Eukaryota, Metazoa, Arthropoda, Malacostraca, Decapoda, Penaeidae. Gene Ontology annotation, cellular component: nucleus. The record is from RefSeq and is a predicted model, not a curated record.
AUGUAUAUUUUUUUUUCUCGUAGCCUUAUAGCCAGUGAUGUUAUGGCUCGUGGAUUGGAUAUACCUAAUGUUGACAAUGUAGUUAGCUAUGAUGUCACAUCCAACACUACAUACAUUCAUCGUAUUGGAAGAACUGCAAGAGCUGGAAGACCAGGAACAGCUGUUUCACUUCUUACUCUAGAUAAGAUGCGCAACUUUAAAGGUAUACUCAGAAAUGGUGGACAGAAUGCAAAAGAAUUUACAGUUCCUACUAGUGAUUUGGAGCCUUAUGAGGAAAUGUAUGUUGAAGCUUUAGCAAAGAUGAAGGGUAUUCUACAUGAAGAAAAGCAGAAGAAGCGAGGAAAUACAGAGAGGGAGAAUGCACACAAGCAUAGAUGCUUUGUUGAAAAGAAAAAAGUGCAAGGAAACAAAGAUUUCUCUUCAGAGAAACUGAUUCAUAAUUGAAAUGAUAGGUACUAGUAGUGCAAAUAAAGUGUAACUGGUCA